Messenger RNA from Eurytemora carolleeae, 2506 nucleotides. RefSeq names its product plexin domain-containing protein 2. NCBI's taxonomy places the organism in Eukaryota, Metazoa, Arthropoda, Copepoda, Calanoida, Temoridae. The coding region runs from base 123 to 1583 and encodes 486 amino acids. The transcript has 11 exons. The record is from RefSeq and is a predicted model, not a curated record.
GAGUGUACAGAGAGAGAGAGCAGAGAGCUGAACCUUGUUUUCAUAUUUCUCAUAUCCGCGGUUUUACUUCUCUCAUCUCAACUCUUACAGUACCAAGCCUUGCACAAAGAACAACAUCUCUAAUGUUGGAACUCGGAUUCCGGGUUUUAAUCCUAUGUGGGAUUACAGUUCUCAGAUUGGAUUUAAUCCUUAGCUCAGACGUUAGUUCACACAAUUCUUAUUUUGACGGGAGAAGAUUGGACGAUAUCAGAACCGACAUAAUUCUACUCUCCGACCCGGAGAAUAUUAGAACGAAGCGAGAUACUAAUUCAUCCGGGAGUCAAGUAACCAACUCAACUGAAUCCUCCGAAAUAUCAGACCCGGAUUUAAAACGGGGUUACUCACAGUCCAACGAGUUCUUGAAUGAUGUUGAUAUCAGUGAAGAUACAAUAAAAAAUACUAUUCAGAGUCAUAAUCAUUCUAUUUCAAGCAAAAAUGAAACCACCAAGUACUACCAGACGGAUUUCCUUGUGUCGGGGGACCAGUAUUUCCGGGACCUGGACUUGGUCAACCAUACAGGAGAGUUCAAGGGUCUGGUUCAGGAGCACUCAAUGCUCUCACAGUCCUACAGGAGAGCAGCAACCAUAAAUCUCAAGUUCAGAUUUCCUUUCUACGGACACGAAGUUGAGAAUAUAACAAUAGCAACUGGUGGAUUCUUGUACACGGGGGAUUAUGUACACUCCUGGCUUGCGGCAACACAGUAUAUAGCACCAUUAAUGGCAAACUUUGACACCUCAAACAAUCAGGAGGCGAAGAUUAGAUACCUGGAUACAGGAGAGCUUUUGGUCGUUGAGUGGAAGGAUGUUUAUCUACAAGAAAGAGAGAAGGAAGGACCGUUCACCUUCCAGGUUACAUUGAACAAGACGGGGGAUAUAUACUUUGCUUACUACAAGAUCCCCCUCGCCAUCACCACCAUACAGGACGAGGAGCAUCCGGUUAAAGUCGGACUAUCAGACGCCUACAUCAUAGACAGAACCAUCUUCUUUGUAAGGAGGAAAACAAUCUAUGAGUAUCAUCGUGUUAACUUGAAGAAUGAGAAUAUAUCUAGUCACACUGCUAUAGUGUUCAAGGCACUAUUCACAUGUAACACCCAGAAGACAUGCUCAGAGUGCCUAGCUAGCCGUGGUCCCCAGGAGACUAUAGAGUGUAAGUGGUGUCCAUCAACUGGACGCUGCUCUGAUGGUAUGGAUCGUAAUAGACAGGAUUGGAUUACGAACGGUUGUGACAAGAGCUUUUACUCCAACCUCAGUACAUGCACAGCACCCCCGGUCCCAUCUCCUCAAUCUCCUGCUACACCUGGAGAACAGGCUCCCAGGAGUGCAGAUCCUUCCUUUAUUUCAACCCAAGAUCCUGCUGUAAGUACGGGAGGAUUAACAGCUGUAGUAAUCCUUGUAUCGCUGGUCCUGCUGAUCUUCGGUUGGAUCGGAUACGCAUACUUCUAUCCUCACACCUGGUCAGGACAGAUUCUUAUAAAGUACCGACCUGGAGCCUGGAGAUGGAGGCAAGGUGGAACCAGAUAUACUGCAGCUUCCAUUCAUAUGUAAUCUAUACCAGCACACUUUCAAUAUUAGGAAAAUGAAUUGUUCACAAAUUGCAGAAAUCCAUUCAUUAUCUAUUAAUGGUUCUUCGAGUGGAACAGAAUGGAUCUUAACUCUUCUCUUUAGGAAGAAACAGGAAAAUCUACGAAUUGUCGGCCUACAUCUAGUAUUACACAGUACACAUUUAUAAACUAGGCCUACCAUAGACUUGGAAUCUAGAAUCUAUAUAUACAUAUAUAUCUAAUUAUUCACAUGUCUGUAAAAAGGUUCGAGAAUAAAAUCGGAGGCUCAAAAAAAAGAAGUUUAAGGAUGAAGUUCGUAUUUAAUGAAGCAUAAAAUUUAAAUGAACUCCGAUUAAUUUUCUACCUGUGCCAUUUUAAAUAGCUUUAUAUUUUACAUGUUCAUCUUUGAAGCUUUAUAAAGCUUUGAAAUUAUUAAUAGAAAGUAAUGUAAUUAAGAUUUAACUGGAUUAAAAGACAAUUUUUAUUACAUGCGUGCGUACUGCGUAAGGUAGAGGUUCUGGUCUAAAUAGAAAUAAAAUGCGAGAAAAACUGCUAAAACUGAUUUUUACAAAAUAUUUUUAAAAAUUGCUGGAUUUAAGAGAAUUGCGCGGAAACGUAAUUUCUGAAAGACCAGAAUUUCAACCGAAGGCAGACUUUUAUGCUCAAGCUAAGCUUUUUUAUGUCCAUCAAAUUUGAAAAAAAAACAUAACGUUUCUGGCAUUAAAAUUGUAUAACCAAAAAUCCGCGAAUCUUAUCAGUUGUGUACACUUAUUUUUUCCUUCGCCAAUCAAUGUUUUAACCUCGAUAUGAAUACAAGUUUUAGUCAACAUUGUAAAUUUCGACUCGCUUUAUAUUUGUAUGUUUAAUCUAGGGUCGAAACUCUCAAAACAAACUUUCUUGUUUACUCUGCCCUUCCUUAAUAUUAAA